This is a messenger RNA of Talaromyces rugulosus, 765 nucleotides long. RefSeq lists its product as uncharacterized. The record is from RefSeq and is a predicted model, not a curated record. Bases 1 to 765 code for a protein of 254 amino acids. Lineage: Eukaryota; Fungi; Ascomycota; Eurotiomycetes; Eurotiales; Trichocomaceae. The transcript has a single exon.
AUGGCUUCCAAUCCAUCAGGACAAAAUCCUCCUACUUAUUCUCCUCCCGUGACCGUCCAGCGCGACAUUACACGGGUCACUAUGGAGACGUUUAUGGAUAGUCACGAUCAUAAGCCAGUUCACAAAAAAAGCUGCGUAAUUUUGAGGGACCUGAUACCUAUUGAGCUUACUCUUCAGGAUAUUGACCUAUUACAAUCACAGCCCGAAUUGGUGAUCAUGAGCUUGUCCUUUGAUAAAUGGCGGGACUUUGUUUUCGCAGGAGGUGAGGAUGUUUGCGAACGUUUAUCAGGCCGACCUCCACACUACCUCGAGGACUUGGAUAUCAAUGUUCAUUUAUCAACAGACGAAAUUAUGCAGAUGGAGCCGUCUAGCGAUGGAUUUAGAAUUGCGGUUAUAAUGUGGUUGGCCAACAAUCCAUAUGGUAGAGUCAUGAGAAUCACUCUCGCUGUCAACCCGCCCCCUUACCAGGAGUCUUACCAGGUCCCUGCAGUCAUUCCCUCUGUGAUGGAACCCAUUAACAUGGCUCAGCCGACGUUUCGCAAUAUCGUGAGCCUAGCGUCCUCAUACCCGGGUCCUAGAGCCAAUCCCCCCUUGAUGGAAACCAUCAACAGGGCUCAGCAGAUGUUUCGCAAUGCCAUGAAUGAAGCGUCCUCAAACCCGGGUCAUGCAGUCAAUCCUCCUGUGAUGGAAACCAUUAACAGGCUUCGGCAGAUGUUUCGCAAUGCCUUGAACGAACAAAACGACCUAGGACCGAGACGAUUUUAA